This is a messenger RNA of Cryphonectria parasitica EP155, 1462 nucleotides long. RefSeq lists its product as uncharacterized. Bases 1 to 1215 code for a protein of 404 amino acids. Gene Ontology annotation, molecular function: arylesterase activity. The record is from RefSeq and is a predicted model, not a curated record. NCBI's taxonomy places the organism in Eukaryota, Fungi, Ascomycota, Sordariomycetes, Diaporthales, Cryphonectriaceae. The transcript is spliced from 3 exons.
AUGAGCAACAACAUAAUAAAAACAAGCAGUAUUGUGCUCUUGCUUGCGGCUCUCGCUACAUUCCUGGCCGCGAGAGUGCAGGUGUUAUCGCUAGCUUAUUUCAAUGCGCCGGCGCGAAUGCCCAAGCAUACGAACUUCACUUCGUUUGAGGUUAAGUUCGCAGAUCAGGUCCGGAACUGUGAAGAUGUGGUUCUCAUCGAGGAUCGGGGUCUAGCACUCCUGGCCUGUGACCCGGGCCGAGAGAUAUGGAACACCGUCAUGGGCGACUUUGUUGACGGUGCCGAACCUGAUCCUAAUGCGGAGCUCUACGCCUACAAGUACGACGAUGAGUCGCUGCCUGACGACAAGGCUCUCAGGCGAAUCGACGUUAUCGGAUUCAACUCAGAGCUGCGCACGAUAGGAUUCGAAUACCAUGAAGCCAGCUCCACGCUGUUCGUGACCAACCACGGACGCCAGGGCCCGCGCAUUGAGCAGUUCCACCUGGACCUAGAGGCCUUGACAGCCACUCACGUCGGCACCAUCGUGCAUCGGUUGAUUCAUAUCCCGAACUCCAUCGCCGCGGUGGGUGAGUCAGAGUUCUAUGUUACGAAUCAGCACUACUUUACAGCCGCCGAGCACCCGCUCCUCUGGGCCCUCGAGACCUAUCUCGCGCCGCCCCUCGCGAGCAUUGUGCACGUGCGCAUCUUGGCCGACGGGACCGUCGAUGCCGCGGUCAUGGCCCGUCAGGCUUACCCUAAUGGCAUCGUUCUGCUCAACGACACCACCAUCGCCGUUGCAGCCACAAGUCAGCGUGCUGUCAAUUUGUACGCCGUCUCUCACCCGGCGGCGCAGGCGCAGCAGGCCCACCCCACCUUGAAACUGGAGUCGAGCUUCGGACUACCGUUUCUGCCCGACAAUCUCGCCGUUUCUAAGAGCGACGGCGCGCUGCUUGUCGCCGGCCACCCGCACCUCCCGAGCCUGGGAAAGUUCGCCCGCUCGCGACGCAUCUGUCACCGGCCAGACGUGCUGGAGAAUCAGGGCGAGGAGGCGCGGGACAUGUGCGCGUCUACAGGCGCUGCGUCAUGGGCUAGUGAGUGGACACCAGAGGGUGGGGUCCAGCACAUAUACGCUGGGUGGGAGUAUCCGACAUCUGCAUCUGUCGUGAGGGACAGAGAGAGGGCCGUGGGGAUGGUAGCAGGGCUCUAUGCGAAGGGAUUGCUGGUUUGGCGGGAUUGAUAAGAACAUGUCCCUAAGGGAGGGGAGCUGAGCAGACCUUGCAGCUCCUGUUCAAAUUCAAUAAUCGGCUCAAGGAGAGGGAUCUUAGAAGGCUUGUGCUUGAGCUUAACUUUGUCGUGCAAGAGGGUUCGGACUGAGGAGAAGGCUUCGUGGGCAUUGCUGCCUUGUGCAACUGCUGUACCCUUGUAGGUCUCUAAAUAGCUGCAUGAUAUACUAAGAUUUAAACUAUUUAAGAGUAUCUUCUUCU